Hyla sarda is the source of this 2190-nucleotide messenger RNA. It is a transcript of the gene ABHD16A, whose product is annotated as abhydrolase domain containing 16A, phospholipase. Gene Ontology annotation, cellular component: endomembrane system. Gene Ontology annotation, biological process: monoacylglycerol catabolic process; phosphatidylserine catabolic process. Gene Ontology annotation, molecular function: glycerophospholipase activity; monoacylglycerol lipase activity. The record is from RefSeq and is a predicted model, not a curated record. The transcript is spliced from 20 exons. Bases 316 to 2022 code for a protein of 568 amino acids. NCBI's taxonomy places the organism in Eukaryota, Metazoa, Chordata, Amphibia, Anura, Hylidae.
AGGCUUCGCUCGCCUUCUCCCCGCCCCCUGUACCCAUCUUGUCCAAUCAGAUACUCACUUCCCUAUUUAUUCGGCAUUUCAUUGGCUCUACUGUUGCUAAGCGACACGUCUGGAGGUCACGUCCCUUCUAGACCACGCCUAUCCCUAAAUUCAAUCAAUCAGCUCUUCGGGUUCAGGAAUUAGACCCCGCCCUUCUGUCACGGAAGGCCCCGCCCUUUCUAUUGUUGGUGCGCGCUGAUUGGGCCGGGUGGUUGUCGGUCACCGCGUCUUUCCUCCGUUCUCCUUCUAACGGUCCCGGCUGUCAGAGGAGGAAACAUGGCAGCCGGCGGCGAGGGCAUCAUGCGGAGGUGGAUCCGGGGCUUCGGGCUGCUCUAUCUGUGUAUCCGGGGCCCUCGGCUCUAUCGGGUUUACCGGGUAAACGGGCGGGCGGCGAUCGGGAGAGGCCGGCCCCUGCAGGAAGGAGACGCGGAGAGCUCCUGGGAAUCGUUUUAUCAACCAAAAGCUUUGGAGAAACACACGGACAGCAUCCUGGCAUGGGUAUCUGUCCUGUGGACCAUUUCUUACUACUCCUCCCCCCUCACUGCCUUCUAUAUGUACAGAAAAGGGUAUAUAACCGCGACCCGGCUGAUACCUCUAACACAGUACGGCUUAACCCUUAUGUUCCUGCUGGCGGGAAUAGCAUGUUUGCGAGGUUUGGGCCGAUGGAGCAAUCCCCAGUAUAUUCAGUUCAUCAGCAUUUUACAGAGAACCAAAAUGGAUGAUUGUCCAGAGAACAAGAAAUCGCUCUCCAAUUUCAACUUUGACUUCCGCAGUUGGCCAGUGGAUUUCCGAUGGGAUGAAACCAGCAGUAAAGAUCACGAGAAGACGAGACUGUCCGGAGGGGUAUCGCUCCUGAAGGCCGAACCCCGGACACGAGGCGCAGCUGACGGCUUCCUACAACGGGUGCAGAAGUUGCCUUGUCAGAUAACCAGUUACGUUGUAGCGCACUCGUUCGGCAGGCGGAUGCUGUACCCAGGCUCUGUGUACCUCCUACAGAAGGCGCUCAUGCCUAUGUUACUACAGGGACAGGCCCGCCUUGUAGAAGAAUAUAAUGGAAAGCGAGCCAAGCUGCUGGCAUGUGACGGGAACGAGAUUGACACCAUGUUUGUAGACCGUAGAAGCGGCGGUGAACGUAACGGGUCAAAGCUGGUUAUCUGCUGUGAGGGUAACGCUGGCUUCUACGAGGUCGGCUGCAUUUCCACUCCACUUGAAGCUGGUUAUUCUGUCCUUGGUUGGAAUCAUCCUGGAUUUGCGGGAAGUACGGGUGUCCCUUUUCCUCAAAACGAAGCAAACGCCAUGGAUGCGGUGGUGCAGUAUGCGGUGUACCAACUCGGCUUCAAGCUGCAAGACAUCAUUGUGUACGCCUGGUCUAUCGGGGGCUUCACAGCCACGUGGGCCGCCAUGUCCUAUCCUGACGUCAGCGCUGUUGUCCUUGAUGCCUCCUUCGAUGACCUUGUUCCUCUUGCCUUGAAAGUGAUGCCAGAAAGUUGGAGAGGACUCGUAACCAGGACUGUUCGGAAGUAUCUAAACCUCAACAAUGCGGAGCAGCUCUGCAGGUAUCAGGGUCCCGUAUUACUGAUCAGAAGAACAAAGGAUGAAAUCAUCACAACCACAAAUCCAGAGGACAUCGCAUCCAAUCGAGGGAAUGACCUCCUCCUCUGUCUGUUACAGCAUCGUUACCCCAAUGUGAUGACCGAGGAGGGCAGGAGGGCCGUGAAACUGUGGCUGUCGGCCAGCACUCCAGAAGAAGAAGCCUCUGUACUAAGUCACUAUGGGGUAGAGGAGGACUGGUGUCUGUCUGUCCUAGAGUCGUAUAAAGCUGAGAAUUUGGGACAAUAUCCAUGGACUGUAGGAGAAGAAAUGAGUAUGGAAGGAAGGCAGCAGCUGGCUCUAUACCUUGCACAGAAGUAUCUAAGCAGCUUUGAAGCUACACACUGUACCCCCCUUCCAGCCAGCGCCUUCCAGAUGCCCUGGAGUAUAUAGCCCCAGGAUUUAACCCUUGGAUGUGACACUGCUGCCUCUGGUUUAGAUGAACCUGCUGUAACCUUCCCUCCAUCCCCUAAUCUGUGACUGGCAGCUAAUACAGACGGGAGAGACAAGGCCGCCUUCCUAUCAGCUCUCAUACCUCUCGGGACUACUUUUUUUCCUUUU